GUCAAGGCAACAGCCAACGGUCACACUGGCAUACUUUUAUUUAUUUUGCACGCAAUUAAACGAGAAACAUAUUGUCUGUGAUCAAAUUAGCCUAGUUAGAGCAGCAAAAACAAAGGAAAAGAGCCAAAGAUGAGCAGCCAGCGGGGCAAUGUGAGUCGCACACGUGCGCAGAAGCACAAGAAUCGGCAUGUUUUCAAGAACGACCUGCACGACAAGACGCCCCAGCAGAUCCGCCUGAAUGCAAUGCACGUGUCCACCGUGUGCCAGCGGUGCAAGGAGCAGAUCGAGUGGAAGAUCAAGUACAAGAAGUACAAGCCGCUGUCGCAGGCCAAGACCUGUGCGCACUGCAAGGAGCGGACGGUGAAGAAGGCCUACCAUGUGGUCUGCCGCGACUGCGCCAUCAAGGCGCACGUCUGCGCCAAGUGCCUCAAGAGCGCCGACGAAGUGGCCAUCGAGGAGGCCCAGCCCACGCCGCGCGAGGAGCAGCAGCUGCAGGCGGAGAUGGACCGCCUGGUCAAGUCCUUCUCGGAGCGCAAGCGGCGCGCCUUCCUGCGCUACAUGAAGAAGGGCAAGAAGCAGCCGGCGGCGGCCGAGGAUGAGCUGGACGAGGAGCAGCUGGAGACACAGGAGAAGGCCAAACGGGUGGCGCACACACGCGACGAGCUGCUGGACAAGAUCAAGCAGCUGAAUCUCGCUGGCGAGGAUGACGAGGACGAAGAUGACUCGGAUUUCGAUUCGGAAGAGGAUGACGACUCUGAGUUCGAUUCCGAGGAGGAGGAGGAUGAAAGCGAGGAGGAGGAGCCACAGAAACCUGUUCCUGAAAAGCCCACCAAGGCGAAAUAAACACUUUUUUUUCUAAACCUAAUCGAUUUGUUUAAAAAGUUGAAGACCAAUUCAACCAAGAGCAAUAUGUAACUUGAAGUUUGAUUCCGAGAAGAUCUUUGUUGAAACAGUCAAAGAACUCUUCAAGCCAAAGCUAAUCUAAUAGUUAGAUUACCUUACUCAUUGCUAACCAGGUUGAAUGAAUGCCCCAAAACAAGUCCAAACUGCUAUGUCUAAAAGAAAAGGACAAAAAGUUCUAGGAGAAAGAUGAUAGCCUGGAGAAAUAAACCAAUGUUUUAAAUUUAAUUUUUUCUUUGCUGUUAAUAGAAAGGAGAUUCCGUUCAGAAAGUAAUUGUAAAUUGAAUAAAAGAUAAAUCAGUAAUAGAAUAGCUAA
Drosophila elegans is the source of this 1216-nucleotide messenger RNA. RefSeq lists its product as uncharacterized. The transcript is spliced from 2 exons. The coding region runs from base 130 to 843 and encodes 237 amino acids. Lineage: Eukaryota; Metazoa; Arthropoda; Insecta; Diptera; Drosophilidae. The record is from RefSeq and is a predicted model, not a curated record.